This is a messenger RNA of Umbelopsis ramanniana AG, 398 nucleotides long. RefSeq lists its product as uncharacterized. The transcript is spliced from 3 exons. The coding region runs from base 81 to 389 and encodes 102 amino acids. Lineage: Eukaryota; Fungi; Mucoromycota; Umbelopsidomycetes; Umbelopsidales; Umbelopsidaceae. The record is from RefSeq and is a predicted model, not a curated record.
GACAGAAUGGGUUUGCCCUGCUUACCACGUUCUCCGACAUCGUCAGUAAACCCUCCAUAGCAUCUCCAUUUAGCUACUUAAUGCAAGGCAUGGAGGCUAGUCAAGGAGUCCAAUCCGAAGAUCGCACAACAAUCCUGGAAGAGCAAAUUCGUACCUUACAAACCGAAAAUUCCACACUAAAGUCAAAAUCCAGAGAAUUAGAGAAAAAACUCGAACAAAAUAAUGGCCGGCCACUCACCCCUAAGCUAGGAAACUCGGAGUCGCUAAAGAAUUUCCGCGAGGAUGAACAGAUCCAAGAACUGAAGUCUCAACUCAAAAGCAAACAAGAUGAGUUAAAUAGGGUGCAAGAAUCCCUCAAAAUUCGAACAAGUAUGGCCCUUAUCCUUUAACAACCCCAC